Molecule: messenger RNA, 1058 nt
Organism: Caenorhabditis elegans
Lineage: Eukaryota; Metazoa; Nematoda; Chromadorea; Rhabditida; Rhabditidae
Source: the annotation of a RefSeq genome assembly
CACCAGCAUUAGAGUAUUAUUAUGCGACAAAUUAUUCAAACUGUAGACUUCAUUAUAACUUUUUCGACUCCCAUCAAAGCAUCUUGUAUUCCUCCUAUGCUAUUCAGUUAGUUUCGAUACCACUUCAAGUUCUUGCUUUCUACGUUAUCAUUUUCCAAACCCCAGUUGCUAUGAAAAUAUCCAAAGCGCCAUUGCUCAUUAAUCAUACGUUUUGUGCCAUACUUGAUGUCGUUUUAUGUACCCUUUGCCCAUUAUACUUAUUUCUGCCAAUGACUGCAGUUUCUUGCAUUGGAUUGCUUAGCUGGUUUGGAUUACCUACAUUAUUGCAGUUGUCUAUCAUUUGUUUUGUGGAAAUAUGUGACGCGUUAUCCUACAUCAAUCUUUUCGAAAGCCGUGCAAGCUCCCUUCUUGCCAACCGGUUCAGAAUAUCUAGUAACAAAUCAAAAAUCUUAUAUUAUUGCAUAGUAAUGCUCCCAGCUGUGUUUCUGACCCCUCGCUAAAGUUUUUCCCUGAAAAUCAAGACGUUGCUAAACUAGAAGCAUUGAAAAGUUAUCCCUGUCCAACUCAAGAAUACUUCACGACUUCAGUGUUCAUCGCCUUGAUUGAUCAUGUUGCGAUUCGAUAUGCUAUUAUUCCAUUAGUAUUGGCAGUGAGCAGCGUACUGGGUCAUUUUCUGUUUCAUAUGGUUUGCCUGGUGUAUUAUAUUUAUGUAGUGCGAUCUAAAUUUGUGUCUAAGGAAACACAAGGAAAACAGAAAACUUUUCUGGUCAGCAUAUUGUUUCAAACCUCGAUACCCUUUGCCGUAGUGAUCAUACCACUUGCUAUUGUUUUCGCCUUCAAUUCAUUUGGCUACUAUUCUCAGAAAGCAAUGAACUUGGCUUUUUGUUGUGCACUACUUCAUGGCCUGUGCGAAAGUGUGGGAGUCAUUUUUGUGCACAAACCAUAUCGAGACGUAAUUGGAAGAUGGUUGUUCAAAAGUGAAGAAAUUUUCAUCAACGUUCAGCCAUCACGAGGGAACCUCACUAGAGAUAGUGGUCAUAUAACUAAUUUUUGAAUAA